AUGGGCUACGAAGAGAAAUUCGCAGCACCUGCGUUGCGACUUGCAAAUUACUUAGACUCCUUUCCUACCACUUACAACGUCUACUUUAUGGGUAUGGUUUCUUGUGUCUCUGGUAUCAUGUUCGGUUUUGAUAUUGCCUCGAUAUCGGGGUUUCUCGCAGACGAUGACUAUUUGAAUUUCUUCAAUUCUCCUAACUCGAACUUGCAGGGUAUUAUAUCUGCCUCCAUGGCUUUGGGAUCAUUUUUUGGUUGUUUUGUUUCUGCUGUUGUAUCAGAGCCGUUCGGAAGAAGAGUUUCGUUGUUUUUGAGCUCCUUCUUUUGGAUCAUUGGAGCUGCAAUACAAUCUUCCUCUCAAAAUGUUGCACAAUUAAUUUGUGGUCGUCUUAUCGCUGGUUUUGGCGUGGGAUUUGGUUCAACUGUUGCACCAGUCUAUGGGUCCGAGGUCUCACCAAGAAAAAUUAGAGGCGCAAUUGGUUGUCUUUUCCAGUUCUGUGUUACCUUGGGUAUCUUGAUUAUGUUUCUCAUUUGCUACGGAUUAACUCAUAUUAAUGGUGUAGCGUCUUUUAGAAUAGCUUGGGGUCUUCAGAUGGUACCUGGUUUGAUAUCACUUGUUUGUUUAUUCUUUAUCCCAGAAUCACCAAGAUGGUAUGCAAAACAAGGACAUUGGGAGAAGUGUGAGUUUAUUGUGAGCAAAAUCCAUAAGGCUCCAGUUGAUGAUCCUGAAGUCAAGACUGAGCUCGCUGAGAUCAGCGAUCAAUUGCAAGAAGAAAAUGCUAGGGCGUUCCGUUACAUCGAUUUAUUUUCAAAGAGAUAUCGCCGUCGUACUUUUCAUGCUGUUUUUGCUCAAAUUUGGCAACAAUUGACUGGUAUGAACACUUUAAUGUAUUAUAUCGUCUACAUUUUCCAGCAAACAGGUUACACAGGUAAUACAGAAUUAGUUUCUGGUAUAAUUCAAUACGUUCUUAAUGUUGUUAUGACGAUCCCGGCCUUUUUUAUCAUGGAUAGGGUUGGUAGAAGGCCUAUAUUGUUAGUUGGUGCUGCAUUGAUGAUGACUUGGGAGUUUGCGAUUGGUGGGAUUUUGGCGACUUAUGGAAAGCCUGUUGAUGCUUAUGUCCUGCCAACUGGCGAAAAAAAUACUACAGUCAGAUGGAUAAUCCCAUCCUCUAACGCUGCUGCUGGAAAAGCCGUCAUUGCAUGCUGUUACUUGUUUGUUUGUUCUUUUGCACCUACAUGGGGUGUAGGUAUAUGGGGUUAUUGUGCUGAAAUUUGGGGUGAUAGUGCCUCAAGACAAAGAGGAGCUGCUGUGACUACUGCCGCAGAUUGGGCAUUGAACUUUGCUAUUGGUAUGUUUACGCCUUCUGCGUUCAAAAAUAUAACUUGGAAAACAUAUAUAAUCUUCGGAGUAUUUUGUGCAACAAUGUUCUUGCAUGUUUUAUUCUUCUUCCCCGAGACAAAAGAUAAACGUUUAGAAGAGAUCGGACAAAUGUGGGAUGCAAAGGUUCCAGCAUGGCGUUCCGCUUCUUGGAAGCCAAAGGUACCUGAUGCUGUGAUAGACUCUGAAGGAAAGGUAAUUCCGGUUCAUCAUGAAGAAACUGUCGGAUCUGUCGAAUCUUCGCGUUCUGGCAGCGAAAACAAGGCAGAAGGCACUCCUCCAAGCGAUACCUAA
This is a messenger RNA of Priceomyces carsonii, 1665 nucleotides long. RefSeq names its product sugar porter family MFS transporter. The record is from RefSeq and is a predicted model, not a curated record. Gene Ontology annotation, cellular component: membrane. The transcript has a single exon. Lineage: Eukaryota; Fungi; Ascomycota; Pichiomycetes; Serinales; Debaryomycetaceae. Gene Ontology annotation, biological process: carbohydrate transport; transmembrane transport. Bases 1 to 1665 code for a protein of 554 amino acids. Gene Ontology annotation, molecular function: carbohydrate:proton symporter activity.